Messenger RNA from Hibiscus syriacus, 2890 nucleotides. RefSeq lists its product as uncharacterized. The transcript has 5 exons. Bases 548 to 2890 code for a protein of 780 amino acids. Lineage: Eukaryota; Viridiplantae; Streptophyta; Magnoliopsida; Malvales; Malvaceae. The record is from RefSeq and is a predicted model, not a curated record.
CUUAGUUCCUCUGGUGUAGAAAAUGAUAUUGAUAUUGUUGAACUAGAUGAAGAAAUCACAGUGAGGCAGUAAACUUAUCCAAAGAGAGAAAGGAACAGAUUAUAGAAAGCCUAAACAAUAGAACUGAAAUAGGAGAGAGGAUAGAGAAACCUCAUGAGCUGGAGUCAGGAUUAGAUAGUGGAAGUGAAGUCAGAAUGGAGACAGAUUCAGUUAAAAACAAUGAUUCUUGCUACUCAUCUUCAUCCGAAAACACAGAAACGGUCUUGGAUCAAACAAUUAAAGCUUCCAGGAUGCGUAAUGAUCAUGUGCAAAGAGCCCUUAAACUUGAAAUUCCUCCUAAGGGGAGAGCUAUGAACAGACUUUCCUUUGAUUCCAGCCCAUCGCCAUCUGAAAAGCGCAGGACAGACUUCAAUUCAUUUACAUUAGGCGACAGUGCCAUACCCCAACCUUUUCCAUUGCUUCUGAUUUGCAAGUUGAAGUCUCAGAAGUUGGUUCACCUCCGUUAACAACUGAUGGAACAGUUUCAUCCGGUGAGGGUGAUUCAGUUAUGUAUGAUGAGGAUGUUGACAGGGAUAUCAAUUUCGAAAAUGAAGAACAGUGGGGAGGUCCAUUUAACCUAUCAAGAGAAGAGGUGAACCGAGAAAGACUAAGAGAAUUAAAUGAUAUUAUUGAAGAGGAAUCUGUUGAAGUUGCUUCAAUCUCUCCAUCAGAACAUGAAGCCAAGAAAAGUUUGAAUGGCACAAGUUCAAUAUCUUCGAGAAUAGAUAUAACCAAGAAUGGUGCAUCCCAUCCAACAUACAUAAACUGUGAAGCUCAUCAAGGUUCCAGCAAAUGCAGGCAUGGUAAUCUAGAAACAUCGUACGAAGUUAAAAGUAUCAAAGAAUCUGGAAAGAAAGUAGAGGAAAGCCAACCUUCAAAGUAUAUUGAAGAAGAUACUCGAACCUUAACUGAGCAUAACACUAGAGAUGCACCUAGUGCAGUUCAAAGCAUAGGCAACUUAAAAUCUGUUCCAGAUACUAAAGUUGAUCAAGAUGCUGCAGAGAACAAUACACUGGAACGAAGAUUGCGUGAUUCUAUUGCAAGGGCUCUAAAUCGAAGAUUGAUUCUUGAAAAAGUUUCCGUUAGCUCAUCUUCAUCUCCAAGGUCUGUAUUACAAAAAAAUAUCCUGGCAUGCCCAGUUCCCAUAUCAGGAGGUGGGCGACGAAUGCAACGAAGUCUGUCACAUUAUGUUAGGGAAGAUAGAGUAAGAAGCAAUUUCGCUUAUGAACAAGCACAUGAAAAGUUAACUGCCAACAUGCCCUACAUGGCUCAUGAAUUGGUUGAGAAUUCAAUAAAUCAAUUAACCCGUAAUCGCAGUCUUGAAACAAUGGAGAUGGGUCCAUGGAAUAUCAUCGAGGAAAGCAACAUUGUCUUAAAUAUCAAUAAUUCAGCAGGCAUUGGAAAGGGAAAAGGGAAGGAGUUGUCAGCUAGUGAAGGUGAAUCCCUAUUCUUAAUCAGACCGGAAGACGCCAGCGGCUCCGAAAAAUCAAAUGAACAAGAAGCUGACAUUAACGAAACAGAAACAAUUGAAAGUGAUUAUACAAGAAUUGUUGGAAGUGCAAAAGAAAAGGAGAAAGCUAAUGAAGGUGAAUCCCUACUCUUAGUCAGACCGGAAGACAUCAGUGAACCUGAAAAAUCAAAUGAACAAGAAGCUGGUAUGAACGAAACAGAAACAAUUGAAUAUACAAGCAUUGUUGAAAGUGCAAAAGAACGAGAGAAUUCUGCAGCUGAAGUUGAUCGUAUUUGCAAGGCUAAUGAGCCCGUAGUUGAUAAUGUAACCAACAAAGAGAUAAAGAACGAUGUUCUUGAACAUGAAGGUGCUCUCCAAAUAUUAGGUAAACUAGAGGCUGUCAUUGAAACAUCAAAUACCACCAGGGAAACUAGUGCAGUAUCUGUUGAAGAUACUGAGCAUGAAUCCAAAAGAUUAGCCGAAGCUGAAGCCACUGCAGGCCAAGCAACUUUAGCAAGAGAAACAGAUAGCUUGAAUAACAUUAAUAAUGAUGCAAAGAUGCAAAAUUUGAUUGGUCAAGAAGGUGUCAUGGAUACAUCAGAAUCUGGGGAGGAUGAUCUCAAGGUCAUUGAAAGCGUCCUAAAAGUUGAUAGCAUUACAAAGGGUAUAUCUAUUGACCAUGACAUUACCGUCAAAGUAUCAAAACUAAUGGAAUCUGAAGUUAAGGCUUCCAAAAUGAUUAAACAUGACACUGGAAUUGAUCCAUCAGAAUCAGAAAAGGAUAAUGCUAAAUCAGAUGAUAUUGAAACCCUGGAACCAACAAAUUAUCCAAGGAAGAUCGUAAAAGAAGGCAACAUUGUCACAACUAUCAAUGAUUUAGCAGUCACUGAUAAAGAGGGGGAGAAGUUUACAGCUAAUAAAGGCCAAUCUCAAUUCUCAAUCAGACAGGAGGGCAUUGGGGGAUUUGAAAGAUUAAAUGAAAUGGAAGCUGAUGUCAACAAACCCGAAGCAAUUGAAAAUGAUUAUACAAACAUUGUUGAAACAGCGAUAGAAAGACAGAAUUCUGCAGCUAAAGUUGAUCAUAUUUGCAAGGCUAACGAGUCGGUAGCUGAUAAUGUAACCAACAAAGAGAUCAAUAAAGAUGUUCUUGAACGUGAAGGUGCACUCCGAAUAUUAAAUAGACUAGAGUCUUUCAUUGAGCCAUCAAAUACCACUGGGAAAAUUAGUGAAGGAUCUGUUGAAGAUACUGAACACAAAUCCAAAAGAUUAGCUGAAGCUGAAGCCAACUCCAUCCUAUCAACUUCAGCAAGUGAAACGAACAGCUCGAAUAACAUUAAAAAUGGUCAAGAGGUACAAAAUAUGACUCAUCAAGAAGGUAUCGAGGAUGCAUCACAAUCUUAA